AUGACGCCCCUAUCUGACACAGAUCUGGAGGUCAAGCCAGAAACUGAGUCACCACGCAGGACGCCGUCUCAAUUACCGCAAGAUGUCGAGUCUAGCUCUCAGUCAGACCAGGACAAAAGUCUUUAUCCAGCUGACGCCCUCUCAACUCCUCGCCAGAUCCUAUUUGUUGGAACUCUCUGCACAGCCAUGUUCACCAAUCAAGUGGGCCUGGGAAACACCCUCGCAACUGUCGGUCUGAUUGGAGAGUCCUUUGGCAUGACCAAUUCGGGCCAACUCUCAUGGCUCAUCGCGGGCUAUAGUCUGACUCUCGGCACCUUCAUUCUCAUCGGUGGACGUCUGGGAGAUGAGUUUGGUCACAAGAAGAUGUUCGUCAUCGGCAUGAUCUGGUACUCUCUUUGGUCCUUGGUUGCCGGCCUAUCGGUCUACUCCAACUACGUCCUGUUCACCUUUUCCCGUGUGUUUCAAGGCAUGGGCCCUGCUCUCACUCUACCAAAUGCUCUUGGUAUUCUGGGCCGGUCCUUUGCGCCUGGGCCGCGCCAGAAUAUGGCAUUUGCAUGGUUUGGUGGAACUGCUCCUUUUGGUGCCAUCGCAGGUUUCCUGUUCGGGGGUCUCUUUGCUCUCGCUUGGUGGCCGUGGAUCUACUGGAGUCUCGCACUUGCACUUGCUGGUAUUGCUGCUUUUGCCGAGUGGACAAUCCCUCAGUCCCUCCAAGAAAAGCAGACUAAGCCAGUCCGGGAGAUACUUGAGGCUCUCGACAUUCCCGGCAGCUUGACUGGUGUAACCGCACUAGUAUUGUUUAACUUUGCGUGGAACCAGGCUGUUGUAGUUGGCUGGAAGCAGCCCUACGUUUAUAUCUGCCUUAUCCUCGGUGUCCUGUUUGGAGCAAUGUUCUUCUGCAUCGAGAUAUACUGGGCCAAAUCACCUCUCCUACCUCUGACUUCCUUCAACUCUGACAUCGGGUUCGUAUUUGCAUGCACAGCAACAGGCUGGGCGUGUUUUGGCAUAUGGGUUUACUACAUCGGCCAAGUCGCUCUCGACAUUGGAGGAAACACUCCUCUCCAGAUCGCAGCCUGGUUUGUCCCAGUCAUUCCCGUUGGCUUGUUCUCAGCUUUGGCCGUGGGGAAGUUGAUUGGGAGGAUUCCAGCAUCUUGGAUCAUGGUCGUUGGCCAGGUUGCCUACCUCGUAGGCUCCAUUCUCGCAGCAGCACGGCCUCCUCAUUCUAUUUACUGGACCUAUUAUUUCUUCAGCGUCCUCGUCAUUACUGUCGGUAUGGAUACGUCAUUCCCGUCCGCUGUCAUCAUCUUCUCGAACGCGGUGCCUCGAGAGUUUCAGGGAAUGGGCGCAAGUGUUGUCUUAACUGUUAUCAACUACAGCAUAUCCAUCGGACUUGGGUUUGCGGGUACUGUAGAGACAAACAUCAACAAGGCCGGGAAGAAUGAACAUGAUAGGUUGCUGGGUUAUCGCGGCGCACUGUGGUUCUCUGUUGGCUUGGCUGGGCUCGGGUUUGUGCUCAGUUUGCUCUUCAUUGCAAAGGACCACUUACUGAGAGCACAAGAGCACUAG
This is a messenger RNA of Fusarium falciforme, 1563 nucleotides long. Its product is annotated as MFS domain-containing protein. Lineage: Eukaryota; Fungi; Ascomycota; Sordariomycetes; Hypocreales; Nectriaceae. Gene Ontology annotation, molecular function: transmembrane transporter activity. The record is from RefSeq and is a predicted model, not a curated record. The transcript is spliced from 3 exons. Gene Ontology annotation, biological process: transmembrane transport. The coding region runs from base 1 to 1563 and encodes 520 amino acids. Gene Ontology annotation, cellular component: membrane.